CACUGGUCAAAUUGGGCGCGUAAAUACACGACAUUAGGCAUGUCAGCUGUGACGAAACAAAUCGUGGAACGGAGUGAUCGGACAAAGUAUAUUCCUUCAUAAUUUCAUAUUUUAGUGCGUUUAAGAAGAAGAAGAACCAUAAAAGCAGAUUCUGUUUCAUUAUAUACAAUUCUUAUUUUGGUUUCACUGAAAAAACUUAUUAAUUCUCACAUGUGAUAGCAUGUAUUGACCUCCCGGCGGUUGCUGAUCUUACAGAAGUUUACAUGAGCAAGAAAGAUUUCAAUAAGAGAAAUCACGAUAAAUCGGAUAUCUCUAAAGAUAUUCAAAAGCUCGAAGAAGUGAUGCGUGAUCAAAAAGAUGAAAAAAAUAUCGAGGAAAGCUUUAAACACGUCGUUUGCGACAUUAUAUCGAAUGAAGAUUUUUCUAAUCAGGAAAAGUUGGAAAAUAACGAAAUUUCUGGUGUCAACAAAACUCACACUCUAAACGAAAGAGUCAAGAACGAUUACUGUGAUGGGAAUGAAAAUAGUAAAAAGACAAAACAUUUAAAUUUUGUGAAUAGUGAUUCUGUAGAAGAAAUUAGCUUGAAUCAAGCGUCAAACAAAAAUUCUUUUAUUGCUGACAAUGAUUAUCAUUUUGGAUCAUCUGAAUACUUACAGAUUCCAGAACAUAAAAAUUAUUUGAAAAAUAAAAGAGUCAGAAGAGUAAUAUACAGUGACUCUGAAGAUGAAUUAACAAGCGAGAGUAUUAACUCUCCUCAGACGAUUUGCGAAUCUGUAAAUACUGUUGAAAAUGAAUUAAAAGUUGAUGAUAAGAAAUAUUGCGAUACAGAUAUUGAUAGUACCACUACUAUAAAGAUGAAAAAAUGUAUUAAUCUUGUGGCUAGUGGACUUAGAGAAGAGACUAGUUUGCAUGAAGCUUCUCUUGCUGACAAUGACUAUUAUUCUGAAGCAUGUGAAUACUUAUUGACUGCAGAACAUAAAAAUAAUUUGAAGAGCAAAAAUGUAACGAAAAUAAUAGACAAUGAAUUUGAAGAUACACAAAUAAGUGAGAGUAAUAACUUUCCUCAUACGGAAACAGUUCAGAAAAAUAUAAGCACUGCUGCUAAAAGCUACCGGACUUUAAUAGAUUCUGAAUUAGAAGAAAGAAAACAAAAUGAAGAAAUAGAAUCUCAAGAAAAUAGGAAACUAAACAAAAAUAAUAAUUUUCCUGAAACAGUUCACAACAUCAUAAGUACUACCGUUGAAAACUAUCGGACUUUAAUAGAUUCUGAAUCAGAAGAAGAAAAACAAAAUGACGAAACUGAAACUAACACUCUAAUUACAUCUGAAGAAACGUCUGAAAGUAAGAACGCAAAAAAGAAGUUAAUUAAGAAGAGAAAGGGAUCUAUAAGAGCUUCUAAGGACGAGGCAAUGCGCCAGAUACACAGCGAAACUCAACGUUUAUUAAGAGAGACAGAAAUUUCUUUACCAUAUCACAGGCCAAAACAGCGUACAUUACAAGAAUUCUUGAAUAGAAAAAAAAUAUCAGCUGCUCUUCCGAAAGCACCUUCGAUAGCUGCGAAACUCAAGAUGUCUUCUGCGAUAGUAAAUCAGGUCCUCACGGAAAAGGAAAAAGAAGCGGAAUUUUUUUAUAAAUCCUCUGAUUCAGAAGAUGACAAUCUGCAACAAUCUAUGUCUUUUGUUAACAAGGACACAGAAAGAGCUUUCAUUACAAAUGAAAAGGAGAAAAUACUUUCAAUAGAUAUUAAUCGUACAUGUAUUCAAGAUUCUAACAAAGUCGAAACGAACAUUCAAGAUUUACAAGAUAGUGGAAAAGAAAUUGUACAAAAUGAACAUUUAAAUUUUGACGCAUCCAGUGAAGUAUUGGUUGAAAAAAAAUUUUGCAAAGUGGAUCAUCAAGUUGCAAAAUUAUCUUCCUUGACAAAUAAUAAUAGUACUCUUGAUGAAUCUGAUACAUUAUUACAACAAAUAAACGAAUGUAAUCAAAAUCUUUCAAAAUCAAGAAAAUUAUUUGAUAUGUGUCUUGAAAAAGGAUCAAAUAACAAUUUUAAAAUCAAUCUUGAUGAACAAGAAGUAACCAAAGAAGUAGAUGAAACUAUUAUUACCUUAUUGAAUAAGGAAAACUGCAUUGAUAAUGAAAAAAGAUCAAAAAUUACUAUGACAGAUAAUCAAAUAUUAAAAAUAUAUCAAGUUGAUUCUGAGAUCAUUAAUGAGAAAGAUACAAAUUUGAUUACAGAAACAAUGAAAAUACUAGAAACACAUUCUAAUAAUAUAAAUAAUGAGAAAAUAAUAGAAAUAUGUAAAAAUGAUAAUGCUAUAUGUUUAAAUUCUGAUAAUAGAAAUAAUGAAAAUAAAGAUAAGUGUGCCCAAACAAAUGAGACAUCAUCGUUUUCUUCCGUAAUUAAUGAUCAAUCAAAAACUGAAGAUAAUCCUUCAACAGACGAAUGUGAAGAGUCUGAUGGUCAUAUACUAGGUUUACCGCUUCCAAAAUUUGCAGACGAGACUCUGUCAAAUAGAAAAAUCUUACCAGUAGUAUCUGAUUCAAAAGUUACGUUGAGAGGCUUGCCGGGUAUGAUUAUUGAUCUAACAGAAGACGCAAAACCAAAUGUAAGAGGUGUGAGUACCUUAUUAGAUAGAUUUUUCUGCAAACAUGCUAAUACAAAAAAACAGAACGAUAAUAAAUCCGAAGUAACUGUGAUACAUUUACAAGACACGCUAAACGGUCCUCUUCCAAUUAAAGAAGUGCUCCCGUACAAGGUACCUAUCAAUGCCGAUACUUCCGAUUUGAACAAGCCCGGUGCUAAGUUAAUGCGUUUGAAGGAGGAUUUGAAAUUACAAAUGACUUUGAAGCGUAACAAAGAGUGGAAACAGAAAGAAACAGAGUUGCAAGCACAGAAGAAAGAAGACUGGAAUGAGGAAAAAACAAGUGAUUUAGACGAACAGGAAGAAGCAGAAUUAGGUUUGGAGUUGAGCAGCAGUGAGGAAAGCGAACCCGAAGAAAACGACAUUUGCAUUGAGGAUAAGAAGAGGACUAGAUGGCUAUUUGCCGAUGAUGAAGCUGAGGUUACAAAUGAUGAAGAUUCUAAUGUGGAAGAGAAUGAUGACGAGGAUUGUGCGAAAAGUAAUAAACGAUCUACAACCUUCAAAUGUAGAAAAAAAUAUAUAGAUGAUGAUGUAAGUGAGAUAGAAACCAAUGAAGAAGAUAAUGAUAAUGGAGAAAAUGAAGAAAACGAAGAAGGUUCAGAUGAAAAUAUAGAGAACGAAAUUGAAUUUGAUUUUAAGGUUCGCAAAAACUUGGACGUUUACAAAAACAGAAAUGAUAGAGAAACGAGACAUUUAACAGAAGAGUUUCAAAACGACUUGAACAUUGCAAAUCCGAGCGAUUCACGAGAUGAUAGCAGUCAAUUAAAUAUGAUAUUAGAAGUAAAUGCAUUGAAAACAAAUUGUGAAGAUAAUAAUUGGAUGAGUGAGAAUGAAAGCAACACGUCCGCGUGUCAACAACACACAGAGAUUGCUACAAGAAACCAGAUAUACAAGACACCCUUGAUAAAGACGAGCAUGCUCGAUUUUGUUUCUCCUGUAACGCAAUUAAGUGUAUUGAAUACCACGUUAGAUUCUGAUAAGAAAGACUCGUCGGAAAAGAGAAAAUGUCUGGUUGAUAAAUAUGAGUUUGUUUCCAUGGAAAACACACAGAUUAACAAGUCUUCUGAACAUAUAUGCAAUAUUAAAAAUAAAGCUGUUUUAAAGAAGAAAUUAUUUGAUGAUGUUGGAGAGACUAUCGAUGAUGAAUAUCUUAUGCGAUUGUGUUCGGGUAAAUUUGAUUCUACGCAGAAAACUGAUUUGGAUUUCUUCUCGCAAUUCAACAUCACCGAAUCACAGUUGGAUCAAUGUUCCGGAAAUUCUAGCGCAAAACUAGUUGAACGAUUGAAAAAUCCAAAAGUAAACGAUAAAAUGCUUCAAAAUGCAGAAAAAAUGUUAGACAAUGAUUCUAAUAAUUCUGAAAACCAUGCAAAAGAAAUAUACAAAGUCAGCAUAGCGCAUUCGGGAUUAAAAUUAAGAGUAACUUCAUCGGAUGAUGAGGAUGAAAAUAUAUUUGCAAAAUUCAAAAAACAUUCAGUUAAAAGACUAAACUUGUCCGACUCGGAAGAGGAGCAGUCUCAAUUCUUCGACGAAAAAGACGAUGUAGAUGAUAUAGAAAUAGAGAAACAAUACGUCGACUAUGAUUCCGAGGAGAAUGAAGUGGUAGUUGUGCCAGAAAAGGACAUAAAAAAAGUUGCGGCUGGUUUUUUGGAGGAAGAAGCAGAGUUGAGUGAAAGUGAUUGGGAUUCCGUCGAUGAGGACGAGAAGGACUUGGAUAAAUUAGAGUUCGAAGAAGCUGACGAUGAAUACAUAGAUGAGCUUGAGGUAAAGAAUCACUUGGAGAAGAUGCACAUGAAGCAAAUACUGGAUGAGGAUAAAAGAGAAGUCAGAUUCCUUAAAGAAUUGUUAUUCGAGGAUGGCGAUUUACAUACCGAUGGAACGGGACGUGAACGCAAAUUCAAAUGGAGAAAUAUAGAUAAAUUAGGUAAUAACGAGAUACCACAAAUGUGUGAUGAAAACGAUGGCUGGGUAGAUGUGCACGAAGAUGAGGAGGAAGCGAAAUGGAGUAAACUCAGACAUGAAAGAGAUAAAUUUCUCGAAGAGAGAAUGAAAUGUUUAAAUAAUGAGAUUGAGAAUGAGUUGUGCGAUAGUCAAAUUUUUAAACUUGGAUUGGAAGCAGUUAAGAAGAUCAAGGAUAAUGAAUUACAAAAACAGGAUUCUUUUUUCGACAAAACAGAGUUGUCCGAGAAUAUAGAACCGAUUAUGCCACGCAAUAUAAUGGAUCUUUUGAAUGGACCAAAUGUUGGAAAGAAAUCUCAGACAAUAUAUAAUGUCAUAAAAAAACGUUCACUCUUAACUCGAGGAGAAGAAUCAUUAGCAAAAAUAGCUUCAUUGGCAAAACAAGGUGAUUCCGCUUUUUCCGCUUCUCAUGCAGUAAAUACAAGAAAUUUCGUCUUUCCACAUAUUGAUCAAAGUACAGAUAAUAUAAUUAAAAAAACAAACGAGGUAACAGAAGAUUUGAAUUCGCAAAUUAAGCCUGGCAAGAGAAAGAUGAUGUCAAAUAGAUCGUCGACAUCGAAAAAAAGGCGAAAAUAAAGCCGUCGUUUGUAGAAGAAAAACUAUUUUAUUUAUAUACAUGUAAGGACUGUUGUUUUAACCAGUUUUACAACAUUUGAAGUUUUGUGUAUAUAAAUGAAACGAUAAUGAACCUAUUCUUGUUAAGCUAAUUUUAAAAGUUCGUUAGCUGCAUAAGAAUAUUAAUAAUGAUGAUUAUGCGUCUUAUCUUUAUGUACAAAUACCAAAUAUAUACAAAACGAUAAUUGGUAUAACAA
Messenger RNA from Monomorium pharaonis (pharaoh ant), 5410 nucleotides. RefSeq names its product claspin. The transcript is spliced from 11 exons. NCBI's taxonomy places the organism in Eukaryota, Metazoa, Arthropoda, Insecta, Hymenoptera, Formicidae. Gene Ontology annotation, molecular function: anaphase-promoting complex binding. The record is from RefSeq and is a predicted model, not a curated record. Bases 264 to 5174 code for a protein of 1636 amino acids. Gene Ontology annotation, biological process: activation of protein kinase activity; mitotic G2 DNA damage checkpoint signaling; mitotic DNA replication checkpoint signaling.